Callorhinus ursinus (northern fur seal) is the source of this 1156-nucleotide messenger RNA. RefSeq names its product angiopoietin like 7 (gene ANGPTL7). Gene Ontology annotation, biological process: blood coagulation. NCBI's taxonomy places the organism in Eukaryota, Metazoa, Chordata, Mammalia, Carnivora, Otariidae. The record is from RefSeq and is a predicted model, not a curated record.
AGCGUGGUUAGUCCAUCCAGGGAGAAAGUGCACACUGGUAAUUUGCUCAGCUUUGCAGACCUCAGCUGGGCAUAUCCAGAUCCCCAAAAGGAAGAUCAUUCCUCACCCAGGCCCAAGAAAGAUGCUGAAAAAGACUCUCCCAGGGGUGACCUGGCUCUGCAUUUUCAUCAUGGCCUUUGUCAGCCCCCCAGCGUGGCCACAGAAGCCCCCGAAACGCAAAACACCCGUGCAGCUCCAAGUGGCCACCUGCUGUGAGGAGGCGAAGGAGUUCAAGGCCCAGAUCACCAAUCUAAGCAGCCUGCUGAGUGAACUGAGCCAGAAGCAGGAGAGGGACUGGGUCAGCGUGGUCAUGCAGGUGAUGGAGCUGGAGAGCAGCACCAAGCGCAUGGAGUCACGGCUCACAGACGCGGAGAGCAAGUACUCGGAAAUGAACAACCAGAUUGACAUUAUGCAGCUGCAGGCGGCCCAGACUGUCACCCAGACCUCGGCAGAUGCCAUCUAUGACUGCUCGUCCCUCUACCAGAAGAACUACCGCAUCUCUGGAGUGUACAAGUUGCCUCCUGAUGACUUUCUGGGCAGCCCCGAGCUGGAGGUGUUCUGUGACAUGGAGACGUCAGGCGGCGGCUGGACCACCAUUCAGAGACGAAAGAGUGGCCUCGUUUCCUUCUACCGGGACUGGAAGCAGUACAAGCUGGGCUUUGGCAGCAUCCGUGGGGACUUCUGGCUGGGGAAUGAGCACAUCCACCGGCUGUCCAGACGGCCAACCCGGCUACGUGUGGAGAUGGAGGACUGGGAGGGCAGCGUGCGCUACGCGGAGUACAGCCACUUCGUCUUGGGCAACGAACUGAACAGCUACCGCCUCUUCCUGGGGAACUACAGCGGCAACGUGGGAAACGACGCCCUGGUCUACCACAACAACACGGCCUUCAGCACCAAGGACAAGGACAAUGACAACUGCUUAGACAAGUGUGCACAACUCCGCAAAGGUGGCUACUGGUACAACUGCUGCACAGACUCCAACCUCAACGGAGUGUACUACCGCCUCGGGGAGCACAACAAGCACCUGGAUGGCAUUACCUGGUACGGGUGGCACGGGUCUGGCUACUCCCUCAAACGGGUGGAGAUGAAAAUCCGCCCGGAAGACUUCCAGCCCUAA